CGCUCUAUCUCUCAAGUGGCCUAUCUCCUGACACUAUUCCUGACAGCUAGCCAAUCACAGCAGCUGUUACAUGAGGUACUAGCUUUAUUUUUACGGGGCUGCCUAAGGAAUGUAAACUAUUCAACAUGGAGACAGCAGUCAAUAAGCUGGAGGCGAUGUUCCAGAAAGCGGAGGCUGACCUGGAGUACGUGGAAAAACAGCUAAAGUUCGAGUUCAUGUCCACCGUUCCGGGGAACGGGGAGGCGCAGGAAAACCCCGUGAAGCUGCUGGAGAAUCUGUCUGCCAUCAAGGCGCGACACAAGUCCCUAUGUGGGCAAAUAGAGGAGAUCGCAGUGGAGCAGAAGCAGUCUGUGGAGGCCAUCAAGGUCCACCUAAAUACCACGGUACAGCUGGUGCAAGAGCUGCAGCUCAUCUCAGACUACCAGCUUCCCCCGCUUACAGACAAAGAACAAGAGGCAGCUGAGUUUCUCUGCUUGCCUGAUUAUCAGCUGACAGCAACGAGCCCAUCCACAUCUGAGGUCCCAGCCGAUAACGAGUCACAACCCCCAAGCAAGGAGUUUGAGGAGCUAAGCGAAGUGGACCUGGAGGCGGUACCGCGCAGCGUGCGCUCCAACGUCAAGCUGGCUGACCUCAAUGCCUUCUAUAAGCAGCUGUUCGAACACUUCGUCGCAAACAACAGUGGGACCCUUAACUCGAUGCAGAUGAAGAAAAUGAACAUGAAGCUGAGCGAAGCCAAGUUGAAAACAUUAAAGCACCUCUCCCUUAUUGAAGUGGACAAGAAAGGAUGUGUUCGCCUAGCAACGAGAGACUGAGGGGCUUGCAUGGGUCUGUGUUAAAGACUGCAGGGAUCAAUGCAGGUUACGUACUGCACAUUCCAACAACUGUGUCGUACAGUCCUGAAGCAUCUGCUUUCAUGGAACUAGUGUCAAAACAAAACUUUCAAACCAUACACGGUAAGUAUUCCAGGCUGUUUAAAUUAAAAACUCUGUUAAAUGAAUAUUUUAUUAAAUGUUUAAUAUUUAUGUUUACUGAAAA
This is a messenger RNA of Paramormyrops kingsleyae, 1035 nucleotides long. It is a transcript of the gene ska2, whose product is annotated as spindle and kinetochore associated complex subunit 2. Gene Ontology annotation, cellular component: spindle microtubule; outer kinetochore. The record is from RefSeq and is a predicted model, not a curated record. Gene Ontology annotation, biological process: cell division; mitotic cell cycle; chromosome segregation. Gene Ontology annotation, molecular function: microtubule binding. Lineage: Eukaryota; Metazoa; Chordata; Actinopteri; Osteoglossiformes; Mormyridae.